Fraxinus pennsylvanica is the source of this 1128-nucleotide messenger RNA. The record is from the annotation of a GenBank genome assembly. NCBI's taxonomy places the organism in Eukaryota, Viridiplantae, Streptophyta, Magnoliopsida, Lamiales, Oleaceae.
AUGUUCAGACAACAUUGUCCGAAUCAAAACCCAAAAUCAUGUCCUGCAGUUGCAGCCUACAUUCUUCUGGCGUUCUUUCUUUUCAGCCAAUCAUGGCCGUCGAUCAUGGCUGAUGAAAAGGUGGCUAAAGCCCAUACUUGGCAAGAAGCCUGCAAACUACUUGGAAUAAGCUGGAAUUCUAACGGCACACUGAAAAGGGAAAUACAAAUCCCUAUGGUGGAUGCCACCCCUUCUGUUACUGACCCGAAUAGCCCGCCGGUAGCGCUCUCGACAGAUAUACAGCUCAGCCCCAACAGCAAGGCCUAUGUCCGCAUCUAUAUACCUGUCAAACCCCCGAAGGACACCAAGCUGCCUCUUAUAAUAUACUUACAUGGAGGUGACUUUGUGUUGUUCAGUGCAUCAACUGUCAUUUUUCAUAACUUCUGUAACGACAUCGCCUCGCAGUUCCCGGCGGUGGUGGUCUCGGUCGAGUACCGGCUGGCCCCUGAAAACCGCCUCCCGGCAGCUUUUGAUGAUGCCUUGAAUGCUAUCUUUUGGAUUAAGAACCAGGCAUUAGGUGUUGGAGGCCGUGACCCAUGGCUUGACUAUGCUGAUUUUUCUAAAGUUUUUCUACUGGGCAGUAGUGCUGGUGGAAACAUUGUUUACCAUACGGCCCUACGUGCACUGGAUUUCGAUCUUCGACCAAUACAAAUUCGUGGACUUCUAUUGAAUCAACCUUUCUUUGGUGGAGUGUUCAGGACACCAUCGGAAAUUAGACUUAUGGAGGAUCCCAAUAUUCCUUUGUACAUGUGUGACGUGUUGUGGACAUUGGCGUUGCCACCUUUUGCCAAUCGAGAUCAUGAGUUUUGUAACCCGAUAUCUGGUGGAUCUUACCUAGGACGGGUCCCACGUUUACCGAGAAUCUUUGUAAAAGCUGACGAAGGUGACCCUUUGGUCGACCGAACAACCCAAUUAGUACUGUUGUUGUUGGCAUACAAAGUACCUGUGGUUUAUCGUUAUAAUCGGGGUGGUUUUCAUGGUAUCGAACUUCAAAACAAGACUGCUGCUCAAAGUUUGUACGACGAUAUGAAGCGUUUCAUCUACUCUACUAAGUUUACUGAUGAUGAAGAAUCUCAUGCUUCUUACUAA